Messenger RNA from Saccoglossus kowalevskii, 3602 nucleotides. RefSeq lists its product as uncharacterized. Gene Ontology annotation, molecular function: calcium ion binding. The record is from RefSeq and is a predicted model, not a curated record. Lineage: Eukaryota; Metazoa; Hemichordata; Enteropneusta; Harrimaniidae.
GCCACGGAUCUAAAGUUUUAUACAGUAGAGGAAUGUACGCAAGCUUUUAUUGCAACGUUGGGCUUAAGUUGUAUGGAAGCAACUCGUUACGAUGUCUACGGAAUGGAGAUUGGGACCUACCAAUGCCUAUCUGCAUAGAUAGUGGAUGUGCUCAUCCUGGAAAAAUUGUAAAUGGAUUUCAGAAAGACUACGAAUCGUUCAGCAUCAUCACAUACCAGUGCUACGAUGGUUAUUUGUUGAAAGGCUCGUCAUUAAUCUACUGCGACGGCGCCACCUGGAAUGACACGGUGCCGGAAUGCGUGAGAAGUACAGCUAGGGUAUCGUCCGCACCAUUGUAUAAUUGCCAUGACCCAGGGGAAGUGGAUAACGCUGUACGAAAUGAUGACCCACUCCAUGGCACUAUCAGUUAUAUUUGUAUAGGUGAUUACAAGUUGCUCGGUUCCCAGGUUAUAGAGUGCCAGUUUAAUAAAAAAUGGUCGUCAUCGAAACCAACAUGUGCCAAAAAAGGGUGCGUGGAAUUAUCAGUUCCAAUGAAUGCAUCAGUGAUUCCGAUCUACGACGGUGCAGCCAUGUUGUACCAAUGCGAUUCGGGUUAUGAGAUCAUUGGUUCCACGAUAAUAUACUGCGAUGGUAGAAACUGGAACGAUUCCAUUCCACAAUGUGUCCACCUAAAAUCCGAAAGUGAUAGAACACACAACGUUGCUGUCCCACGCCCGAGCGGUGUGUCGGACAAUGAAAACGACAGCUUGUUUCGAAUUGACGAUGGAAUGCGCUGCGAUUUUACAAACGUCAGGCAACCCAAUUCUGGAUAUGGCAUUAUCACCAAACGAGACAGUUAUGGUAGUUUCUAUCGUGUUGUUAAGUAUUUCUGUGCAGAAGGUUAUAAAUUGAUAGGAGGUGAUUUGGAGCUGAUUUGCACACAUGGUAAAUGGGUCGGCGAUUUUCCCGUGUGCAGCCCAGACGAUCCUUGUGUAGUCAAUAACGGCGGGUGUGAACAUAAAUGUAAGAACAUUAAUGGCCAAGUUCAAUGUGAGUGUAAUAAAGGGUAUGAACUGAAGAAUGGUAUCAAAUGCAUAGAUAUUAACGAGUGUUUGGAUGGUAAAGGACAUGGUCCAUGUCAACAUAGUUGUACGAAUACUAAUGGUGGAUAUUCGUGUUCCUGUUUUACUGGUCAUAUACUCAUGGAGGAUGGUAUCAACUGUCAAGUUUUACCAUGCGAGGAUGACAAUGGAGGAUGCUCACAUAUUUGUACAAAUGAUGAUAAUCAGGCUGUAUGUUCUUGUUACCGUGGAUACUACAUCGACCAGGCUGAUGGGAAGACGUGCAUUGAUUUGAACGAGUGCAGCCUGCAGCAAUUCUCUCGUCGCUGUUCUUUUGGGUGUGAGAAUACCUAUGGAUCGUUUAGAUGUACAUGCCCACGUGGUUUCAUCACCGCUCCAAACGGCAUACAAUGUUUAGAUAUUAACGAGUGUUUAAUUGAGGGUACUUGCCACCAUAACUGUAUAAAUCUGCCAGGCAGUUAUCAAUGUACUUGUCAUGAUGGAUAUCUCAUUAUGCCCGAUGGGAAAACCUGCGAUGGUUGUCGAAUUAAUUCCUUCAAAAGUUCUAGUACCAACGAGUGCAUAGAAUGUCCAAGAAACUCUCACACAAAGGGGACAGGCAAAACCUCUCUUAAUGACUGUGUUUGUAACAGUGGUUUUACUGGGGACCCUGGUAAUGGUAUUAACUGUCAAGAUAUAAAUGAGUGUCAAACAGACAACUUUGGCUGUUCUGAUAACUGCGUUAACACCCCGGGGAGUGCUUACUGUGUCUGUAAUGUGGGAUACCGCUUAGAAAAUGAGAAGGUGUGCAUUGAUAUUGAUGAGUGUAGCCUGGGUAAUGGUGGAUGUGAACACACGUGUAAUAAUACAGAUGGUAGUUUUGCAUGCACGUGUAAAGACGGAUAUAUUAUUGAUCCACUAGAUCCCUAUUUAUGUGCAGAUAUUGACGAAUGCCUGCAUAAUAAUGGAGGAUGUGAUCAACGAUGUGUUAACUACCCAGGAGGCUAUCUGUGUGAAUGUGACGGAGCAUCGAUCGUGGACGAUGACAGGAAGACUUGCAAACCUGUGGUGUGCAGUGCCCUUGCUAUACCGGCACGUGGACGAGUGAAACCUCGGGGCAAAUGUACUGGCAGCAAUCCAGACACUUUAUUAGAGGUUGGAACGGAAUGCGUGUUUGAUUGCUUGAAAGGAUAUGAAUUGGAAGGAUCUGAUCGCCGAAUCUGUGAGCCUAAUGGCAGAUGGUCAGGUUCAGAGACGUCUUGCAAGCCUGUCUAUUGUCCAGCAAUUGUUCCGCCGGAGAAUGGGCGUUUAUUGCCAGCGUCGUGUCAAAACAGUCAGAGCCCUUACCAAUCCCAGUGUGUAUUUACCUGCGAUGAAGGAUACCGGUUAAGUGGUCCUCGAAUAACUAAAUGUCUUUUCAACAAAAAAUGGAACAGUCGUGACAGGGAACCUAUGUGUAUUAAAGAUGUACAGGAACCAGUGAUUACUUGUUCCCCUGACGUGACGGUUGACCUGGACCAGGGGAAUUCAACUGCAAUUGUAUCUAUUCCCACACCAGUGUACGAACACGGGAGCCUUCGAGUGAAUCGCCCUACCCACAAUGCACCUUUUCCCGCCGGCACUACUCUGGUGUACUUCACAGUCGUGAGCGACGAGGAUGAAAAGAAGGCGGCUAAUUGCACCACCAAGGUCAAUGUUAUAGAUAAAGAACCACCAAAGGUACUUCACUGUCCAGAGUCGAUGUUCGUUGAAACGGCUGAACAGUAUCCAACAGAUAUACAAUGGGAAGACGCGACGUUUACGGACAACGUAGGGAUUAAAGAUAUUCUUCCCUUCUUUAGGAAUCCCGGUGGUACACUUACCUGGGGUAUUCAUCAUAUAAAAUACAUUGCCAAAGAUGCAGCUAACAAUGCAGCAGAAUGUUCUUUCAAUAUCGUUAUAGAGCCGAAAAGUUGCGGUUUACCUGAUGGUCCACUGAAUGGUGUCCCAGACUGUGUGGACUGGUUAUAUGGUGAAAUAUGCAACCCUACAUGCAAUGAAGGAUAUGUAUUUUAUGAGGGAACAGCGAAAAGCGUGUAUGUAUGUGGUGUUGAUGCAAAGUGGUCACCGAGCAGGCAACUACCAGACUGUACAGAGUAUUCAAACCUGGGAAGCAAUGGCGUGUGCCCACCUGGCACAGAGUUGAAAUCGUAUGAGCAGUUUGAGGAAGAAGUAUGUGUCACGUGUCCACGAGGGAUGUACAUGCCACAGAAUGAGACUACUUGCAUUGCCUGCCAGUUGGGAUAUUAUCAAGACGAGUUCGGAUCAACUGAUUGUAAACUGUGUCCAAGUGGUUUCACGACAUAUCACAAUAGCAGUAUUGAUCUCAGUGACUGCAAAGCUGCCGUCAUAACGACUGAAGCAUAUGGGAAAAGUGACCCGGAUGUAACUAAAAGUACUCCUGUAACUCAUUACAUCACUGAAACCUACGACGAUAAAAAGAAGUAAAUAUUUGAAAAUCGCGAGUUAUCGUAUACGUACAACAAAGAGGAGAGGUGUCAUUGAUUGAAUCACAUACACGAG